Molecule: messenger RNA, 990 nt
Organism: Protopolystoma xenopodis
Lineage: Eukaryota; Metazoa; Platyhelminthes; Monogenea; Polystomatidea; Polystomatidae
Source: the annotation of a GenBank genome assembly
AUGGUGAAGAUCUUUGUCGGCAACCUUAAUCCCAGUUCAAAGUCUGCAGAGUUGAGGAAGAAGUUUGAGAAGUUCGGAAAGGUCACCGAAUGCGAUAUCGUUAAUAAUUAUGCCUUUGUACAUAUGGAAAACGAAUCUGAUGCCAAAGCAGCCAUUUCUUCCCUUCAUAACUCCGAUUUUGAUGGGUCAAAAAUAAAUGUAGAACACAGUCAUGGUAAGCGCGGUGGUGCUGGCUCCGGCGGCGGCCCUAUGCGUCGGCGCUUCGAGCAGGGCCGUGGACCUAGAGAUUAUCCCCCUGAGAGGUUCAGAGGACCCCCUCGAAAUUACAUGAGUGGACCCCCUCCACCAAGUUCAAGGAGCGAACGUUAUGGUCAGCCGGGAUGGGAUGAGGUAUGUCCAUUCCGUAAUUAUGACCUUUCUCUACCUGACCUAAUCAUAUUCUUAUUUAAUUUAGGAGGUUAUGAUUACCCUCCUAGCGGUCCUGGGAGCAGAUAUCCACCUGAUCCGGUCCGGCCUCGUGAGGGUCGGGCUCCAAUGAUGCCCGAGUCUGGCUAUCGUAGUGCACCAUCCCGAGAGCAGAUGCCUCCACCAACCCGGGACUAUCCUCCCAAGGAGAGUCGCCGCUAUGAUUCUUACGAUGGAUACAGCGCGGACAGCUACGAUCGUUACCGAGACUCCGCCCCGGCUCCUCCAAGUCAUCCUCGACAAGAUUAUUACGAGAACUAUGGCAGCUAUUCUAGCGGAGGGACGGCUGCUGCUGGAAACUACGACUAUCCGUACGUCCUCUCUUCCUAUCAUUUAGCUCGACAGACUUCGCUUUACACUGGGUCCGCUGAUUACCGAGAUUCAAGGUCGGUCAGUGGUGCUCCGUCAUCUGGUUCUUACAAUGGUGGCUACGAUUAUGGCAGCUAUUAUGAUUACGGUCGGGAAGGUCGUUCGACUGCUCCUCCACAGCCUAGUCGCUCGGGCUACUCAUACGGCCGUCCUUAA